Messenger RNA from Humulus lupulus (European hop), 1362 nucleotides. RefSeq lists its product as uncharacterized. The coding region runs from base 1 to 1362 and encodes 453 amino acids. The transcript has a single exon. NCBI's taxonomy places the organism in Eukaryota, Viridiplantae, Streptophyta, Magnoliopsida, Rosales, Cannabaceae. The record is from RefSeq and is a predicted model, not a curated record.
AUGGCUCGGAAGAAGAAAGGUCUAUCGAAGCCGACGAAGAAUUCCGAUGAGGUGGUGGACGACCUCCCUUCGAUCCAAGUUGAGGUACCUGAUAUGUUACCUGAUGAGGAUUUUCAAGAUCCGUGUGAAGAACUGGAGAUGGAUUGUGGUGUUGAGGUGCAGCGGGUUGGAAGUGCGAAUCGUUCUCCUCCUUCUCCAAUGAAUUGGGCUGAGGAUGCGGAGGGUUCUGAGUUCCAGCGAUCUGCUAAGGAAGUGUGGAGUAAAUUUCAGUCGAACCAGGUACCCACGCCCUCUACUCGUCUGAAUUAUACUGAACCUAUGAAAUUGGGUGACCAAGUUGUUGCCCGAUUAGAUAUGGAAGAGGUUGAGAAUGAAGCUUCAUUUUGGAAGAAUGCGAUUGUUUGCAUUGUCCUAGGAGCUAACCCUCCUUUUCGAGUAUUUGAAGGAUUUGUCAAGAGAAUUUGGGGCAAUUUGGGUGUUGAGAAGAUAGUGAGAAUGCAUUCCGGAUUCACCCUUGUUAAUUUCAGGGAUGAAGCAACAUGGGACCUGAUUUUGGAAGCAGGAGUUAUACACUUUGAUAAAAAGCCAGUGGUUCUUCGUCCUUGGACACCAGAUAUGGACUCUAUGAGAAUGGUCAAGUCGGUUCCGGUUUGGAUUCGGCUGAAUGGCUUGGGGUUGCAAUACUGGGGAAAAAAUAGUCUCAGUGCUAUGGUGAGCACAAUUGGGAGACCUGUAAUGGUGGAUAAAGUGACGCAAAGUAGAUCGAUGGUGAAAUAUGCGAGGAUAUUGGUGGAUAUGGAGAUUACGGAUCAUCCUCCGAAAUCCAUUUCUUUUAUUAAUGAAAGGGAACAAAUCACAGAGCAAAUGGUGGAAUAUGAAUGGCUCCCUUCUAAGUGUGCUGCCUGCUCGAAUUUAGGUCAUAUUCUGGCAAAUUGUAACAAGAAUACUGGUUUUAGUUGGAGGAAGAAAUCUACUGAUGAGAAUGGUACCAGUACAGACAAGAUCAUAUCCCAAACAGAGGAGGUUCAACAACAUUCGGAGCCUGCUAUUCUUGUUCCCAGAGCUUGCACUACUUCUAUUAUUGGAAAGGAUGAGAGGGCUAGUAGUUCUAUAGAGAAAAAUGCUGCCAAGAUUCUUAGUGAUGCUCAGGAUUUUUCUAAAGCUACUCAGCAAACUGGAAAAGGGAAUGCUGAGGUUGCAGGAAGCUGGAUUACUCCCAGAAGGAGAGGUGCUCGGCAAGGGGUGUUAAAUGCUCACAAGUCAGAUGUUGUUCAAGGGAAGACUAACUCGGGCAAUGGUUAUGCGGUGUUGCAAGAUACAGGGGUUGGUCAUUUGGUCACUAAUUCUAUCUCAAUUCAGUGA